Messenger RNA from Cololabis saira (Pacific saury), 7047 nucleotides. It is a transcript of the gene rcan3, whose product is annotated as regulator of calcineurin 3. The coding region runs from base 207 to 917 and encodes 236 amino acids. The record is from RefSeq and is a predicted model, not a curated record. Gene Ontology annotation, biological process: calcium-mediated signaling. The transcript is spliced from 5 exons. Gene Ontology annotation, cellular component: nucleus; cytoplasm. Gene Ontology annotation, molecular function: nucleic acid binding; calcium-dependent protein serine/threonine phosphatase regulator activity. Lineage: Eukaryota; Metazoa; Chordata; Actinopteri; Beloniformes; Belonidae.
ACACCCACGCAUCUGACACUGACAGCAAACCUCUAAAAUAACAUCACCAAUCUAUUCCAUUGAACAAAGUCAUCUAAAAAAAGAAAUAUCGAUUACUGCUUGCUCAUAAUGGCCUCCUUCCGUUUAGCACGCGUUCACUGACAGCUAUUGGGUUCCCAGCCUCUGGUGUCCCCAACUGCCUCAUCAGCCGCCUUAAAGAAUUCACGAUGCUUCGUGAGAGCUCCAAAGGGUGGAGCAACAGCUCCGAGGCCUACAGCAGUGAUCCCGAGGAGGAUGAGGAGGAGGAAGAGGACAUGGUGUUUGGGGAGAAUGAUCAAGACGGCGUCGCAGAGGAGAUGAUGGACCUGAGUGACCUUCCCACAGCUCUCUUCGCAUGCAGCGUGCAUGAUGCUGUGUUCAAGCAGGACGCACAAAGGGAGAGGUUUGAAGCCCUGUUUCGGAGCUACGAUGAACAGACGACUUUCCAGAUGUUUAAAAGCUUCAAGAGAGUCAGGAUCAACUUCAGCACCCCAGAGGCCGCGGCCCGCGCUCGCAUCGAGCUGCACGAAUCCGAGUUCAACGGCAGGAAGCUAAAACUCUACUUUGCUCAAAUCCAGAACGGUGAUGAAGACAUCGACAAGUCGUACCUGGCCCCUCCUCAGCCUGUCAAACAGUUUCUGAUCUCGCCCCCCGCCUCCCCACCUGUGGGCUGGAGCCAGAGCGACGACGCCACACCCGUCAUCAACUAUGACCUGCUGUGUGCUGUUGCCAAACUAGGACCGGGUGAAAAGUAUGAACUCCACGCAGGGACAGAGUCCACCCCCAGCGUGGUCGUCCACGUAUGCGAGAGCGAGACGGAGGAGGACGAAGCGGCGCGUCCAAAGCAGCAGAUUGUGCAGACCAGACGCCCCGACGAGCCCCCGAAGGUCUCCAACUAGAGAGGCACCUCCCUCUCCGCCACCUGACACCGGUGCGGCCCCCGACCGCCCUUUGAAUCCGCAACACACCCGUCCUCUCUCUCUCUCGUCUCUGCACUUCCAGAGAGCGUCAAUGCCCCUCAUUUCAGUUCAACAACAAGCAAAAACAAACAUUGCUCGAAGACGGUGUUUGUGGGGAACGUGGCGAUGGAAUGAGGCGGCUUGAAGGGAAUGGAUGAGAAUCACACACACACACUCAUCACAUUCUGCGGACCGCGUGGGGAGCGGCGUGCACGCGUGCCUGCACCCCACCAGCCCUUCUCAGUUUCAGCAAGAGGGGUUACAAUACCUGUCCCAUUGCAGGCACCUGUCACUUAUCACACACACAUUGCUCGUCCUGCUCAGUAGCCUGCUUGUCAGAUCGCUUGUUAACCUUUCCCCGUGUACAUUAAUCUUCGGUUGAGGACAAAGCAGACUUUUUUGGUUUUAAAUUGUUUUCAAGUUACUUAUACAGCACAUAUAUUGUAUUUUAUUCCCUCUUUUUUCAUUCAUUUUUAUAUCUGCUGGCUUGCUACUUCAGCUUGCAUCAGGAUUGUGUGUGAUGUUCCCGCUCUUGUCUGCAUGUAUAUACUGUAUUAGAAAAAAAAUGUGUACCAAAACACGAAAUACUAAAAAGUUGUACGAAGAAAAAGGAACCUAUUUAACGUCACACACAGCACAAAGCGCCAUAUGUGACUAACUAAGUUGUGGUGGUUGACUUUCUUUAUUCUUUUCUUUCUUUCUUUUUUUAUUUGGAGAGAUGUUUCUUGCUAAACUACUAGAUGUGUAUCUUUACUGUGUAUUUGUUACCGCAGCAUUUUUUGCAUGCCUACUUAGUUCGGUAGAUGAUGGGGAGCCGAGGUGUUUGUUUUUUGGGGGGUUUUUUUUUGUUUGUUUCCUUUUUUUGUUGUUUGUGGCGGCAGGAGAAUUGUGUGACGCUUUUGACGCGAGUGCAGAGUUUAAAGCGACAUCUCUGAACGUUAAAAAAAAAAGAAAACAAACUGCUGAACAGGUUUUCUAAGAUGAACAGUUUUGUGGAAAUAUGAUGGAUCCAAUACAGUUCAUCCCCUCUCCUUAUUUCACAACGAGGAUUGGGAUGUUUCAUUUUUUUUUUUUUUGCUUUAUUGUACUUCACAUCUUUAUAGUCAUGAGUACUUUCUAGAUCAAAUCCACUUUUAAUGUGUCAGGUUUCCUCUGAAACCCACUCCUGCUUGUUUUGCACUGAGAAUCUCUUGAUGUCCCGAAGCUGUUGCGGUGCUGUCGGCUGUCUCCCGCCACGCACCGCAAUACGGCGCCGCUUUUGUUGGUGUACAUAAGUCAGCGGUACAUAGGUGGAAAUAUUAUUUUAGAUAUUUGAGCUUUCCUGAAAGCAUUUCAUUAAGAAAAGGGAAAUUAAAAAACUUGCCUCAUGAGAUAUCAACAGAAAUACCAACCAAAGCAUUUGCUCACCUCUCAUUGUUACCAAAACAUGAUACUUUUUCAGUCAGACACUGAUGUUGAUUAUUAAACUGAGAGGAGAGUUGUUGUUUUUUUGUUUUUCUUCAACCAAAUUGCUGUUGUUUCUCAUUUCUCAUUAUCUCCUUUUUUGUUAUAUAAUAUUUAGUGAAAGCCUGAAUUUAUCCUGAUGUACAUUUUUCACCUACUUAUGGAACUAAAUAUGUCUGUUCUGCAGAAGCAACAAGAACAAAUGCUUGUAACAGGGCUUUUGGUUGUCACAAGUGAGUCUAAACCUUAUUUAUAACAUUAGACAGCGUCCAUUUUCUAUACCUAUUUCAUCCUGUUCAGGCAUGAAAUUUAUAAAUACUUUUUUUUUUGGCUGUAUAACAAUAUUAUUAAGCGUAAGACAAGUCUGUGUGCAUGCAAGCACUUUAUUGUCAGUGUUUUCUUUGUUUCCUUCACAUAAAAGUCUUUUUUGAGACAAAGUAGGGAGCACAUUCUUCAGUUUCCUUGUAUAUUUGUAUUCUCGAGCUAAACACCUGGUUAGCCUUUUCACCAGCAUACUGCAGUAAGUGAAGCACUCCUCUUCCUCUUCGCUAGUGUGAACCUUUCAGGCCUUUUGGAUCUGCGGGAGUGCGCUUCUGACAAGGUGUUUACAUGCAGUACAGUUGGAGGAUUUAAAACGAGGAAGGAUGUUGCAGAACGGAAACCAACAUCUUUUUGUCUUUUGUGUUUGUGUCCUCGAGAAACAUUCGUAGUAACAUUCUGAGAAAGAUUAGCAUUUUUUUUUUUUGCAGUUUUUCUUUUUGAAAAAUGCUGACAGGAUGCCGCGGUAAAAGCCGCCGGCGUUGUCCAAGCAGGCGGCUGAUUGUUGGAACUGCGGAGGUUGAAGUUCAUGAAGAGGAAGCAGUGGAGCAGGAGGAAACACUGAAGAUUUUUUACUCUGCGAUCAUUGUGUUUCAAAGUGGUGGACUUUGGUCACAGUUGAGAAGAAAAUGUAUAUCUAUGUACAUAUGCCAAGUGUUUUUUUGUUUUUUUUGUUUGUUCGUUUGUUUUUCUGUUGCUGAGGUCAGUCCCAGUUUGCAGUUUGUUACAGCUUCUCUUGGCACUCUUGUAAUGGAAACUAAAAAAAAAAAGAAGAUAAAAAUGUGUAACAAUAAGACCUGAAGAUGCUUGAUCAAAACCAACUUUCAUGGUGUUGUGUUCAACAUGGACUUAGUCUGAAUGUUUCUUUUAUUUCUGUCUACUAAAAAGCUCAAUAAUACCGUUAAUACUGUCACUAUUGUACUGUUUUUGUUGAAAGCUGAAUAUUGUGUCUAGUAUUGUAGAAAUCCAGAAAACAAAGUAGCAAAAACAAGCAAUAAUUUACAGUUCUAUAAUACCAGUAUGUGUAUAUGUUCUGUACUUAUUUCUCGGACAUGGUCUCUGUCUCUGACAGUAUCCGCUUCUAUUUGUGUAGUUUAAUGGUAAUUUGUUUCACACAGAAAAAUACAUAAAGACUUAUUCUUAAAGUCCAUGUUUAGUGUUGUUGUUUAGAUGGUUCUCUCCUUCAAGGGCAACACUUUUAAUGCAGACGCAUUUAAUAAAGCAAAACCUUCAGUUUUAAAAACGCAAGUUAAUAUUUGAAAAGUAGCCGUCAGGAUUUGAAACUAAUGGAUGUAUUGUCCAGCCUGUGCUAUAACCAGGACACGGCUAUUGGAGUAUAAAUCAGAGAUAUCGCUCUUAUUUUGACCUCUUCCUUAAAUUUGCAUGUAAAUAUUGUAAAGCUGCUAUUAUCUGCUGUUUUACAAACAGGAUAUAGGUCAAGAAAUCAGUUCUAGUUCGUUUUGUUACCUAAAAUCUGAUUUCAGAGCCAAUUUGCCUUUUUUUUUGGCUCAGAAGGUCCCACUCACUUGUGUGACACUACAAGAUUUGCUCUAGUUCUGUCUAAUAAUUUCUUAACAUCAUUGUCCACAAAAAUGUGUUUAUCAGCGUGAGCCCUUCUUCGUAUUAAGAGCAGAAUUUAUUACCAAAUAAGUGCAGCAUCCUAGGCGCUACAUUGUUGGAACAAUGCCAUCUUUGCAGGAAAACAUCUGCUUGGCCCAAUCACUCAUGGGAGACAGAAAGUUGGAUGAAAGAUCAGCUCAGAGAUAAAAAAAAUACAUCAUCAAUGAUGCAUCCUUUCUAAGUUCUACAUAUUUACCAUUUAUUUUCAUUUCAAGAGUCCUUAACAAUGACACUGAUUAAAAGAGAAGAAAAUACAAUUGAAUCAAGCAACUCCUAAAUUUACUUGGACUUUUAUUAAUUAGCAGACAGUCAUCCUUUCUUCUCAUAAAUCUAAUUUCACUUGUUUACAUGCCUCUGUUUUUGCAUUUAAGGCCUGCAGCACUUUCCAAAUGAUGUUGGUAUGAUGGCAUAAAGGUUUUGUAAAAAUAGCAAUGAAAUUUCAAACAGGUUAUUGUAAAGAGGAUUUUGUAGAAAAGCUGACUGAGGGGCAAAGAUGGGCAAAGGAUCUAUACUUGUUAAUAGAUGCAUAAGAAAAUGAUUGAAAUGUUGAAAACAAUGCCCCUUAAAGAAAGAUUAGAGGUGAUUGAUAUAGUUCAUAAGAAUACAUUCACAGGAGCUUUAGAAAUUUGAGUGUAAAGGGAUAGUAGCAUUUAAGCCUAAACUGAUUUCUGAUCCCUUAGACAGAACUGACCCAAGAACCAUCAUUCCCGAAUAGCUGAUAUGACCACAUUUACCAAGGGGAUUACCGUGGGAAACCUUUAUCUAGCCCUACAAUGCAGAAUUACUUUCGAAAUCCCACUUAAAACUGUACUCUGCAGAAAAGAAGCCAUCUGUCAAACUUGUCCAGAGGUGGGCUCGAUCUCUCUUGGCCCAGAGGCAUCUGGGAUGCAAAGUGGAGGCAGGUGGUUAGACGAAUCGGUAUUCUAGGUUUGCCCUAUUGGCAAAGAUAAUAUAUACUUCUGUGAUGCAGCACUGAUGGUAAAAUAAAAACAAGUGAAGUUUAAAAGCAACGUCUGCCGUCACCAAGAUGACAUCUUUUCCAGGGAAACAGCAACAGCCCUGUUUUAUUGCAUUCACCGUAAGACAUGCUUCCAGGAAAAAUGGGGCAAAGUAACAAGUCAAACACUUCACUGCCUGAUAUCUAAGUGUCAGAAUGCCUUUGAAGCAUUGCGAGAAGCAAAAGCAGGCUGACAAAAGUCGGAAAUGUAUAUGAAUAUCUAUGGUAUUUAACAAAUGAUAUUAAGUUGAUGAGAAGAAAACCAUUAAGUAUCUUGAGUUCAUACUGUCCGCAAAGCAAUAGAAGUCAAAGUAAAUUAAGAAUGGUUGAAAUUUGGGGGUUGUAAUUAAAAUGUUAUUUGUUUGGUACAAACUGGAGUUCCACACAGAGCCAUAAAAUACAAAGACAAUGUUUUAUCAGUGCAAUGGCUUGUAAUUAAAUCUUAUUUUGCAAUGGGGCAUGUGCCAUCACUUGCACAUGGCAGCCCAUAUUUCCCCCAAGGAUCCAACAGCAGUUAAUAUUCUGUCUGGUCAGUCUAGUGGCAAGGUUGAGUCAAUGAUUCAACACUGUACAUGAAAUUUAUAGUUGGGAAUGAGAAGUAAGUGCGGCUGCAGUUCCCUCCACUCCGCCCUGAGGAGAAGAGGGAGGAGGGCUCGGAUGAGCAGUAACAAUAUAUUGUUGCAAGAAGGGAGAAACAACUGAACUUAAACCAAAACUGUGACUGGACAAAAAAAGGUCUUCGCAAGUAUGGGUUUGUUUAAUGCAUCUACCUGCAAGUUUAAAGUUGCAAUAUGAGCUGAGGUUAUGUGUCACCUGUGCAAGUAAUCUAAAUGAUGGAAAGGUAAAACAAAAAGACCCUUUCAGGAAGAAAGGACUGUGCAGCAGCUGUGAGAUGCGGCAUACUCCACACCACCUUGUACUCUCUACACUACAAAAAACUCCUCUCAUCGUGAUGCGGUGAAUGGGGGAAUUCCUCACUACAAUUGCCCUUACUGUGUAAUGUGAUAAUGUGUGUGCACCCACUAUGAAGGCUAGAUCAGGCCAAUUUGGCCUUGUGAGCGUUAAUGUGCCCGAGUGCUCCAGAUUCAUUCAAAGUUGAUUUCCAGGAUCACACAGCAUCUGUGGCUGAAGUCCAUGUAGUUUAGUUACAAUGAGUUGACAAAGAUAUCUCUACAGUGAGUUUUUUUUUAUAUUCUUGUGAAGUCUGAUUGGAACAAUUCCCUGAAAGUUUGUUGGUCUAGACUGAAAUAUCGCAAUAACAAACGAAAGAAAUGGCCACAUUCAUGAUCCCAGAGGUGUAUCACUUAUUCCUUGCACAGGUGGAGUCAUGUUUUUCAUUCCGACAGUUUGGGCAAACAUGGCGUUUAUGCUGUUCUGCACUGAGCUAAAACCAACACAAUGCGAGGAUGCUGUUUUGUAAGAUCUAUUCUUCGUUGUGAAAUCGGACCUCCGUCUUUAUGUCAUGGUCCACCACCGCAGCAGCAAUGCACACACAUUCAGGCAAUCCCCAGUGCUCCCAGCACAUUGGGUGAUGCAGAACAAUGCAUGCCUGCUCAAAUGAAGUUCAGUAACACAUUUUCACCACUUGCACUAUUGUUGUGGGCACCACCUAGCCGCUGUAGGAAAUAUGAGGCUCGAUCCUGUUGUGUUGUUUUAGGGACAGAUCACCAAGAAGGUUAUAGGACCCUGUGA